Mya arenaria is the source of this 2661-nucleotide messenger RNA. RefSeq names its product zinc finger protein 629-like. Lineage: Eukaryota; Metazoa; Mollusca; Bivalvia; Myida; Myidae. The record is from RefSeq and is a predicted model, not a curated record. Gene Ontology annotation, biological process: regulation of transcription by RNA polymerase II. Gene Ontology annotation, molecular function: DNA-binding transcription factor activity, RNA polymerase II-specific; RNA polymerase II cis-regulatory region sequence-specific DNA binding. Gene Ontology annotation, cellular component: nucleus. The transcript has 6 exons. The coding region runs from base 1 to 1674 and encodes 557 amino acids.
AUGAAUGCCCACCUCCACCCACAUGCUCGUCACACAACUCAAUUAGACCGUGUCACUGUCGGUGCUAGAGGUGUGUGUCGAUCAUGUGACCGUGUCACUACCGGUGCUAGAGGUGUGUGUCGAUCAUGUGACCGUGUCACUGUCGGUGCUAGAGGUGUGUGUCGUGCAUGUGACCGUGUCACUACCGGUGCUAGAGGUGUGUGUCGUGCAUGUGACCGUGUCACUGUCGGUGCUAGAGGUGUGUGUCGUGCAUGUGACCGUGUCACUGUCGGUGCUAGAGGUGUGUGUCGAGCAUGUGACCGUGUCACUACCGGUGCUAGAGGUGUGUGUCGAUCAUGUGACCGUGUCACUACCGGUGCUAGAGGUGUGUGUCGAUCAUGUGACCGUGUCACUGUCGGUGCUAGAGAACAUUUUGCAGAUUUCUACGGCGCCAAGAAAGAUGAGAACAGCGCGGUACAAGACACCAGUCAACAUCAAAACCCAAAAAUCAAUCACGGGUGUUCAUCCAUCGAUCUUAUACCAGAAGCCGGUUAUGUCGGUGACACAAAGCCUGCUUACACUAGCCCCUAUUCAACUCUGAGUCCCGGAGACCAAACUGAAUGCACGAUAAGCCCUAGGACAAAUUCAAGUUGCGGCGACGCGUGCAUGAGCCCCAAACACCAAGAACACGUGAGCGCCGGACGCACAAGCCCACAAAGCCCGCGGAGCUCGAUCCCGGAAUCGGAUGAUGGAAGCCCGAGGGGGAGUCAAAGGGAGGGGACGGACAGCCCGGGAGAUGACGACGGUUCUACAUCUCCCACUUCCUCUAUGGGUACCGAGUUCACCGCCUUCCGGCCAUGGACCGCGGGAGGUGAAGCCGCCAUUGGCAAUAAUGAAAUGGGUGCGCCGUCCGCAGCCGACAGGAUAUCGCAAUAUUCCCAGUUCCUGUAUCCACAUCUUCUCGCCCAAGCCCUCAGACCCGAUAGUCGCCUGCUUCUCAACAACUUCCUGUUGUCGCAAAGCUACCUGAUGGCCGCCGGCGCCGCCUACCCAUCCCACAAUCUGUAUCCGGAUAUCCUUCGUUGGCGCGCUUUAGCAGCCGACAUGACAUUGUCCACAUUGUCUAAACCGCUCGAUUUGUCACUCGGUCACUACGCAUGCGCGAGUUGUGACAAGGCGUUUUCGUCAUCACAUGGUCUCGAGGUUCACGUGCGCCGCAGUCACACCGGUUCCCGCCUUUUUACGUGUGACGUCUGCAACAAGAUAUUUGGUCACGCGGUCAGCCUGGAACAGCACAGACUGGUGCAUGCACAGGAACGGGCUUUCUCAUGUAAACAGUGUGGCAAGACGUUCAAACGUUCCUCCACCCUGGCCACGCACCUGCUGAUCCACAGUGACACCCGUCCGUUCCCCUGUAUGUACUGCGGCAAGCGCUUUCACCAGAAAUCAGACAUGAAGAAACACACAUACAUACACACAGGAGAGAAGCCCCAUAAGUGUAUGCAGUGUGGGAAAUGCUUUAGCCAGUCAUCAAAUUUAAUCACUCACAGCCGGAAACACACUGGAUUCAAACCAUUUCCAUGUGAGCGCUGUGGUCGCGCCUUUCAGCGAAAGGUGGACCUCCGACGCCACGUAGAAACCCAGCAUGUGGUCGUCAUGGACAGCCAUGAUGUCAGACCGGAAACUAGCCUCUGAUUCGUACUGAUGUCACUUCAUAAUUCGUAUGUUUGGAUAAAUGCUGCAAAUGUGACAUUAUCCUUUAGUUCCGGGAAUGUCGUCAAACCGGAAAUAAGCGUCGUUUAUCCAGGACGUUAAAAUCUUUACGUUGCCGAGUUAAUUGUUGUUUGGCUUAAUUAAGCGCCGGCCUAUAUGAGCAAAUUCAAUGUGUAAGUGCUGUAGUGCUUAUAUGAAGACACUGUACUGUCUGUCAUACUGAAGUUCAACAGCUUAAAAUUGGACACUGAAAUUGUAUCCUAAUAAUUAGUGAUUAAAUGUGAACCGGGUUAGAAGUAGACAUCCAAGAAUUAUAGGAGUAAGUCAAUAUCAUUUAUGUUCGUCGUUUUCGUAGAUACACUUAGAAAUUGAAUGAAUACUUCGGUUAUUUCAUAGUCAUUAUUAUCAAUUCAGUGUUGUUGUUUUUUUUAAAUGCUAUUCCUUGUGCGUGUAUAUUCCUGCACUACUGCGCGAAUAAACCAUGAGUGUGCAUCUAGUCAACGCAGAUUUUCUCAGUGCAUUUGUUUUCAUUUAGUAAUAGACAUAAAUUGCUGUGCGUUUGUUAUUUAUACUGUUCAUGCAAUACCUAACAUGUAAUUGCAGUGCGUUUGUUAUUUGUACCGUUCAUGCAAUACCUUACAUAUAAUUGCAGUGCGUUUGUUAUUUGUACUGUUCAUGCAAUACCUAACAUAUUAUUGCAGCGCACUUGUUAAUUGCACAGAUCAUGCAAUACCUAACAUAUAAUUGCAGUACCUGUGUUAUUUGUACAGUUCAUGCAAUACCUAACAUAUAAUAAUUAUUGCAGUACGUGUGUUAUUGUACAGUUCAUGCAAUACCUAACAUAUAAUUGCAGUGCGUGUGUUAUUUGUACAGUUCAUGCAAUAUCUAACAUAUAAUUGCAGUGCGUGUGUUAUUUGUACAGUUCAUGCAAUACCUAACAUAUAAUUGCAGUGCGUUUGUUAUUUGUAC